GGAGAAAGUAAGCGAGAGGAUGUAGACGCGUGGAAGAGACAACGCGCCCCUUGACAUAGGCCAUUUUCCGCGGCGUCGAGGCUGAAAGGGCUUAUUUCUUCAGGGGCGAAUGUGUUAGCGAGUUCCUUUGCAGAUUGUAUUAAGGAUCUCCAAAGCUCGUUUUCCUCGCCACGUUCGGCGUAUCGAAAAGUAGUUCGAUACGCAUCGUCGUAUUGUCAUCGAUUCUCAUUGACUUUCGUAAACUGGAACGGAAGCAACAAGUAAGCGAAUCGGAGAUCGGCUCGCUGAGUAAGGUCCCUCCUAGGAGUCGGGAAAAAGGGACGGCGAAGAGACGUUAUUGCGAUAUAAUUACAUUGACACGAUGGCAGAAACGAUAGAAAAAAUAGAUAUUAUAAGUCUAGAUGAUACCGAGAUACUCAUAAAAGAUGAGACUACAGAGAUAUUAUUUGAUGCGAAUGUGUCACAGAGUGAAGCUGUCGUAGUAGCCAAUGCAGAUGAUAUGAGAGUUAUAUCAGAAAAUUGUCAGAUUAUAUCAAUUAUAACUGAUUAUGAGUGUGUGACAUGUCACCGUGUCUUCCAAUCUGAAGAUAUGUUGAAAGAACAUUUGGACAUGUGUAGAGAGGAAGAUGAUUCGACCAAUAUUUUGGAAUUAAAUAAUAUGGAGAACUAUGAGUCAGAAGAAGAGAAUGAGGAUGAAGAAGAAGAAGAAGAGGAAGAUGAAAACUAUAUUCUCCCAGAUUUUACUGAGGAGGAUUCUGACUCCAGGAAUCAAAAAAAUAACAAUGAUAAACCUGUGAUUAAACCAGUACCUGUCACGCAGUGUCACUGUUGUGCAGAGGAUUUAAAAACUGCACACAAUGGUGGAAACUUCCAGUGCGACCAUUGCGAGCUUAGCUUUAAGAAGAAAGUAUCUUUGGAGAGGCAUAUUAUUGUUAUACACUGGAAGUGCGAUUCUUGCACAUGCACCGUGUGCGGAUCUUCUUUCCGCGAUAAGAAAGAGCUGAACAAACACCGCUAUACAACACAUGGUGAUCGCAAAAUUUUCAAAUGUGAGCCUUGUGACACCUACUUCUCCCGGAGCUACCACUUAAAUCGACACAUAAUGCAGUCAGGUUGUCAUGGCAAUAUACUUAAUACAUUUAGUUGCCAAGUUUGCAAGAAAGUUUUUACGCGCAAAGAUAACUUGCGAGAACAUCUGCGCACGCACGCUGGAACUCCGCAACGGCAAAAAAAGCCGUGUAAGUAUUGCCCGAAGGAGUUCUUCACGAGUCAACAAUUGCUGAUACACGAGCGCAUGCACACGGGCGAACGGCCCGUGCAGUGUGACUUGUGUCCGAAAACAUUCCUGUCGGCGUUGGCGCUGAAGAAGCAUCGUCGUGUACAUACCGGGGAGAAGCCAUUUGAAUGUAAAUAUUGUCAGAGAAAGUUCGCCGCUCGUGAAACAUUGAAUCGUCAUCAACGUACCCACACCGGCGAAAAACCACAUGUCUGCCAGUACUGUGGCAAAUCGUUCAUACAGGCGUCCCAAUUAAGGGCGCAUAUAUUUCACCACACUGGCGAGAAUGGUUUUUACUGCGACGUGUGUGGUAAAGCGUUUAAUCGAAAAGCACGCUUAAAUAUCCACAAGAAAUUUGUGCAUGAAGGAGCGAUCCCAUUCACGUGUAAAAUUUGCAGCAAAGGUUUCACACGUAGGGAGGAUCUGGUAAAGCACUCGCUACUGCAUUCGGGAAUUAAACCGUUCAAAUGUGACAAGUGUUCGAAAGCCUUCUCGGCGAAGUCGUCGCUGCAAGCUCAUCUCAAUACCCACAGGCGCGAGCCUCCCCAGUCCUGCGUCGAGUGCAACAGAGUGUUUAUUCGGCAGGAUUGCUUAAUGAGACAUAUUCGGGCGAAACAUCGGGAGUUGUUGGAAGACGUUAUGAACGAGGUCGAGAGGAAGCAUCUACAAACGCAAUUAUAUAAUAUUGCGACGAUCGCCGCGGCUAAAACGAAAAGCGGCGAAUCUAGGACGCUUACUAUCGAUGAGCUAUUGAAGGCUAUCAUAGAUCUCCUAAGGAUACUUAUUGACGAGGAAACGUUACAGCUGUUUGGUUGGCCAGAAGCUCCGAUACAAGACGUCCUCGAAGCUGUGAUUAGAAGAUGCGGACAUGAGCCAGUAACAUCGGAAUCUUGUGUAGCCUUCACUGAAAGGCUACGAGAAAACGUUAAGCUUUUGUUCACAGUAGUAAUCGAAGAUGAUACAGUGAAAUCCCUUUUGACGACGAAAACAGUAGAUGAUGUCAUACUUCACGUUCUAGAGAUAUCUAACGGAGCGAAGAAUUAAAGGGAAAGAUAUGUAAGCCACAGAACAGUUCGCUUUUUUCACGGUAAUAUCAUCGGUAUACACAGAAAGAUAAACUUUGGGAAAAUACGAUCGUAAAUGCAGUCGGGAGGACAAAAUAUUUCUAAAUUAUCUUAUAGUCCGUAAAUUGAUGCAUAUUUUUUAUUAAUUAAUAUAUAUGAAAUAUAUUUUGUGAGUUACAUUAAGGAGAGAAUUGGGUUGGAAAAAUUGGUACCCAUAUUAUACAUAUAUACAGGGUGUCCCGCGUAAGACGGACCAAAGGAAAAAUAUAAGUAGAACACAUAAAAGUAAACAAAAAUUGUAUAGGUCAUUUUUCAAACAACCACGUAAAAUUUCGAGAUAUUAAUUAAAAUAGUUGGACAAAUUAGAACGCGCAACGCGACAGGCGGGACAUACGGCUCGCAGCGGUCGACGAAGAAAAUGGACAAUUGCUCGUGGGCUUAUAAGCCAGAGUGGUGGGCCGUUUGGCAUACGGAAAUUGAUAGCUCCGUGUGUGCGUGAAUGUGUGCGCUCGUCCAUUUUAUUCGCUGACCGCUGUCGCGUCGCGUGUUCUAAUUUGUCCAACUAUUUUAAUUAAUAUCUCGAAAU
Messenger RNA from Odontomachus brunneus, 2926 nucleotides. RefSeq names its product protein suppressor of hairy wing. Gene Ontology annotation, molecular function: DNA-binding transcription factor activity, RNA polymerase II-specific; RNA polymerase II transcription regulatory region sequence-specific DNA binding. The record is from RefSeq and is a predicted model, not a curated record. NCBI's taxonomy places the organism in Eukaryota, Metazoa, Arthropoda, Insecta, Hymenoptera, Formicidae. Bases 362 to 2320 code for a protein of 652 amino acids. Gene Ontology annotation, cellular component: nucleus. The transcript has 11 exons. Gene Ontology annotation, biological process: regulation of transcription by RNA polymerase II.